This is a messenger RNA of Cuscuta europaea, 487 nucleotides long. The record is from the annotation of a GenBank genome assembly. NCBI's taxonomy places the organism in Eukaryota, Viridiplantae, Streptophyta, Magnoliopsida, Solanales, Convolvulaceae.
AAAAGACACAUGCUCAUUGACUGAAACUUUUCUAAACUACAGGGGUAACAGAUUGGGCGCCGUAUUGUGGAACAAGUACAUAAACCAGUAUCUGGAUUAUGUUAAUGCUAAUGAAGGAGUGCCUGUCUUCGUGAUAUUUCAACUAUGUAGGCCAAAAAGAUACCAAGGGAUCUUGACAGUGAAUUCGUCUUUUGAUGUAUCAAAGCUCAUAAUCAACGGGAACACUACUGAGUUUUUAGAGUUCCAAAGCGAGUUUCCAGCAGAUGGUGAUGACACCACGACUCAAACCUGCAACACGCAAUGCUCACAUGCGGAAGGGAGGGAUGAUAUACUCGGUGGAAAUGCUGUCAUUACCACCAUGGAGGAUUUGAUGAAGGCAACUGAGGUGUGUCCUGAAGCUAGAGUCAUAGAUUUCGCAUUUUGAAUAAAUAUAUCCACUGCUAAUAAGAAAAUUAUACUUGGAUAGGAGAAUGUUUAUUGGGUACUU